Gadus macrocephalus (Pacific cod) is the source of this 2762-nucleotide messenger RNA. Its product is annotated as hydroxycarboxylic acid receptor 2-like. Lineage: Eukaryota; Metazoa; Chordata; Actinopteri; Gadiformes; Gadidae. Gene Ontology annotation, molecular function: G protein-coupled receptor activity. Gene Ontology annotation, biological process: G protein-coupled receptor signaling pathway. Gene Ontology annotation, cellular component: membrane. The transcript is spliced from 5 exons. Bases 502 to 1578 code for a protein of 358 amino acids. The record is from RefSeq and is a predicted model, not a curated record.
CUUACAUAAAAGGAGAGGAAGAAAACGUUUUCUCGUUUCUUCACAAAAAAUCUUCACUGGACAAGUCUCGGAAUCUGUAUUAUUUAAGGCUCUGCUGUACUUCAAUCAAUACUAUUUAACAUCAACACAUUCUUCUUUGCUGGGAAUCAGGAACAGUAAGAUCCGUUUUAUUCUGGUAAAAUGUUUAGCAGAAGUUCAGUGGAUAACAAAACAGGAAACAGGUGAUGAAAUCCGGCUGCCUGCUGCCUACGCAUCCAUAAAAAAGAAAAAAGGAUUUGAAGAGGGAGAAAAUAAAAUGCCCACAUUCCUGCUACUUGUUGAUAAGCUCUAAUCCUGGUUUACUUUCAACAUUGAGAAAAAGGCCCUGGCUAAUGACCAACGACCAAUCAAAAACCUUCACCUCUUAAAAUCUAACGGCUCAAAAUCCACAACAGAAAAAUAAACAUAAGACAAACUAAAAUCAACCUCACUAUUUAUAAUUCAUACCCACCCACCACGAACAUGUCUGUCACCGCCCCGACUCCUGUGGGUCGGUGCCCACCUAUCGGAAUACGCCUGGAAGGCAUCAUCCUGCCGCCUAUCCUCACCCUAGACGUUAUACUAGGGCUUCUAGGAAAUGUCAUUGCCUUUUGGAUCUUCUGCUGGAAGCUCAAAAGCUGGAAUCCCAAUGCGCUGUUCCUCUUCAACCUUGUAAUCGCCGACUUCUUCGUGCUGGUGAGCUUGCCACUGAGGAUCGAUGCCUUGCUCAGGGGUUACUGGGUUUUCGGUGACGGCCUGUGCCGGAUUAACCUCUUCCUGAUGUUCACCAACCGCUCGGCCAGUAUCGGCCUCAUGACGGUUGUGGCGAUCUACCGCUACUUUAAGGUGGUGCACCCACACCACCGCUUCAACCGCAUGACCAAGAGGCAGGCCUGGUACGCGGUGGCCUUCCUGUGGCUGCUAGUCAUCGCUCCGCGGGUUCCUAUGCUGGCGUUCAGCCAUAUCAAGGGCGAAGGCAACCAGACCCAGUGUUUCUUCUUCACGUCCUACGGGGAGGCGUCGUGGGCCAUCCUUGUCCUGGUGCGCAUGCACCGCAUCCUGUCGGUGCUGGAGUUCCUCGUGCCCCUGGCCAUGCUGCUCUUCUGCUCGGCGCGCAUCUUCAGCGUCCUGAAGCGUCGGCAGAUGGACAAGGCGCAGAACGUGCGGCGGGCCAUGCGCGCGUGCACGGCGAUCGUGGUCGUGUUUGCCGUCUGCUUCCUGCCCGGCACGGUGACCACGCUGGGGCUGUGGGUCAUAGGCGCACAACGCCCGAUCGACUGCGCCUCCUUCUACGCCUUCACCCAGCUCACCGUUGUGUCGUUCGGCCUCACCUUCCUCAACUCGGCGCUGGACCCCGUCAUCUACUGCUUCUCCAGCUCCAUGUUCCGCAACGCCCUGGUGGGCGCGCUGCCGAAGGCGCUGAGCGGCGGCGGCUGCUGUGGCGGCGCGGGGGACAGGGGAGAGGGGGCAGCGGUGGGGACGUCGUCUGAAACGCAGUCCACCGCGCAGCAGGAACUCCAACCCCUCCCGACCGAGAAGGCGACCGAGGCGACGGAAUGAACAUUGAUGACAGCAAUAGUACAGCAUAUAUAAGUUAGGCCUUUAUUGUUAGCAUUAACUGCCUUCAACUGUAUUCACUUUUAUUACGCAAAUAUGUGUCCCUUUGUGCCAAUACUAUUUUCCUUCAAUAGAGGAGGCUGCAGUUUUAGGACUGCUGUACAAUUGACCGCAUUUCUAGGGCCCUAUACAUUUAUGUAUUCACAGUGUUUUUGUCGAUACCCUUUGUUCAUGUCAAUUCUGGGCCAUAGAUACUUAUCUACUGUAACCAGGUCUACAGAAAGUUUGGUGCCAAAAUCCUAUUUGGAGCGCUAUUCAAGUUUCAGUUAAACGCAUGGCUUGGCCGACCUGAUGAAUGAACAUUUCUGAAACUUGACAUGCACCUAUGACACUCCUGAACACGUGUGUGUGUGUGUGUGUGUGUGUGUGUGUGUGUGUGUGUGUGUGUGUGUGUGUGUGUGUGUGUGUGUGUGUGUGUGUGUGUGUGUGUGUGUGUGUGUGUGUGCGCGUGUGUGUGUGUGUGUGUCGAUAGCUCCAAAAAUAUAUAUGGUUUUCUUUUCCAUUUCCAUCGCAAGUCCGCGUAAGAAGGUGGCUUGAACUUGAAAACUGCCAGAUAGGCUACAUAGAGGACCCCUCCCUUAACAUUUGUACAUAGUGUGUGUGUGUGUGUGUGUGUGUGUGUGUGUGUGUGUGUGUGUGUGUGUGUGUGUGUGUGUGUGUGUGUGUGUGUGUGUGUGUGUGUGUGUGUGUGUGCGUGCGUGCAUGAAUAACACAUAUGGUUAGACGUGACUAAAUUCAGGUAUUUGGUUAGCUACGUGGGUGAUCAUAUUUUCAUGAUUUCCUUUUUGAGUUCCUUGUGAGAUUCCCAGGGUCCUAGAAAUGUGAAACUGUGGCCCUUGGACUGCGGUCUUGAAACUGCACCCUCCUCUAUAGCAGGAACUUACUCCUUGGGCAGCUUGCUGCAUUUUCCCACUGUUUCCACUGCAUUGUUCCAUUCAAUAAAGCUGUGAUUUUUACAUUUUUUAUCUCCGAAUUUUGCAUAAUACAUUCAAGAUUAAUUUGUAAUUUGAUUUUAUUUGAAAGAAGAUUUUAAUUAGAUCGUGCAUGAUUCUAUAUUUGUGCGCAUGCAAUUACAUAUUCCUUUAUCGAAAACAAAUUAAAGUAGACGUAGAGGAAUUUUAAAUUUA